Molecule: messenger RNA, 2112 nt
Organism: Tripterygium wilfordii
Lineage: Eukaryota; Viridiplantae; Streptophyta; Magnoliopsida; Celastrales; Celastraceae
Exons: 14
Coding region: 152-1723 (523 amino acids)
Cellular component (GO): chloroplast envelope
Source: RefSeq, a predicted model, not a curated record
CUUUUUGCCAUUUUCAGUCCCUUGAUUUGUAAAUUUUCAAGACAAUAAGUGCAAAGGAGAAUAAAAACCAGAGAAAAAAAAUCUGAACCACCAUUUUCGUGUUUAGAAAGAAAUUCCUCUUGUAUGGCAAAAGCUUGAAAAUUGACACCAGAUGGCCUCAAUUUCUACAUGCUUCACUGUAUCACCCAAGUACCAGCUUCACUCUAACUCGGUGUUCACUCUCAGGCCCUCAAUAUCCCCCAAACCUUCAUUUUCUUUUCCUGGAAUCCAAACAGUACCUUUCCCGCUCAGAAAUCCCGGGAAACCGAGGGAAUUUAGGGCAGUGGUGCCAGCUGUAAGGGCGAGCGUUGAUGUGAGUAGCGCAAUUAGGCCUGGAGGUGUUGUGGAGAGCGACAAGCUGCCGUCGGAUGUGAGGAAGCGGGCUAUGGAGGCUGUAGAUGCGUGCGGAGGGAGAGUCACGAUUGGAGAUGUGGCAAGUAGGGCGGGGCUCAAGCUGGAUGAAGCUCAGAAGGCACUACAGGCUCUCGCUGCUGAUACUGAUGGCUUCUUGGAGGUUUCAGAUGAAGGAGAUGUUCUCUAUGUUUUUCCAAAGGAUUAUCGAUCAAAGCUUGCCGCCAAGUCAUUCCGGAUUAAAAUUGAACCUUUUAUUGACAAGACAAAGGCUGCGGCUGAGUAUCUAGUAAGAGUCUCAUUUGGGACAGCACUAAUUGCUUCGAUUGUUGUUGUUUAUACGACAAUUAUCGCUCUCCUUUCAAGUAGGAGUGAUGAAGACAAUCGUGGAAGGCGAGGCAGAUCAUAUGGUUCAGGAUUCACCUUCUUCUUCAGUCCUACUGAUCUGUUUUGGUAUUGGGAUCCAUAUUACUAUAGGAGGCGACGUGUACAGACUGAUGACAAUGACAAGAUGAAUUUUGUUGAAUCUGUUUUCUCAUUUGUAUUUGGGGAUGGUGAUCCAAAUCAAGGAAUUGAAGAAGAAAGGUGGAAGUUGAUUGGACAAUAUAUAGCUUCUAAUGGCGGUGUUGUCACAGCAGAAGAACUUGCCCCUUAUCUUGAUAUACAACCUUCAAAGGAAGCUUUGAGUGACGAAUCAUAUGUGUUACCAGUUCUUCUACGGUUUGAUGGCCAACCAGAAAUUGAUGAAGAGGGAAAUAUUCUCUAUCGAUUUCCAUCACUUCAGCGUACAGCUUCCUCUCAAAGAAGUGCGAGGAAGGAAUAUGUUGGAAGAAGAUGGGCUGACUGGGUUGGAGGAGUUGAGAAGCUCUUCAAGGAGAAAAAAUGGCAAUUCAGUAAAGCUAGUGCAUCAGAGAGAGCAAUGGUCAUUGGACUGGGGGGGUUUAAUCUAUUUGGGGUUAUUAUUCUUGGAGCCAUGUUAAGGGAUGUUUCCGUUGCUCCGAGUGGAUUCAUUAGUUUUGUUGCUAACAUAUUUCCUCUACUUCAGAUCUAUGCUGCUUCCUUCUUCGCAAUUCCUUUGGUCCGCUGGUUCCUCAUCAGCAAGAGGAAUGCUGACAUAGAAAAGAGGAAUCAAGUGAGGGAGCAGUAUGCUCGAGCACUUGACUUGCCGGAACUUUCUUUAAGGCGGAAGCUUCUGAGUGCUCGUGAUAUGGCCCAAAGAACAGUUAUCGGACAGGAUCGCAUUGUAUAUAGCAGCAACAAGGACCUUUUUGAGCAAGACCUCGAGGCCCGAGAUUGGGAUAAGAGAUUUCGAGAGAUUGAGAAUUCUGAUUGAGAAGUGUUUGUAGUCUUUUGGCAAUCUUCUCUCGGAACGUCAUGGUGUGGGACUGAAAGCUAAGCUUGGUUGGAAAGCUGAUACCGAGCUAUUGGUGACCGGUACGAUUCACAGUAAUCCGGGUGAAUCUGCAAUUCUAAUCUUGAUUGGCAGGGAUACUUGGCUAGUGCAAUAUAGAUAGUGAAGACCAUCGUGCAACGCAGUGUUUUUGGCAGUCUAUAUUGUUCAGUAAAAUCGUUUUUGCAUGAGAAAAGUCAAGGAUUGAGAUUGAUAUUUAUGCUCCGGAUAUUUCCAAUGUAGACAGUAAAAAUACUUUUGACCGCACUACCAUGUAAUUUAUGACAUAUAUUGUGAUAAACGCCCAUAAAAGAGGAGUAUUCCAUCUUCCA